CCAUAUCAACGAUAAAAUUUUCUGAUACAUCAAGUGCAUAAAUAGUGCUGAUGUAUUUUAUACAUUAAAUUUGCUGUGUUAUUUAUAUCAAAAAAAAAAAAAAAAAAAUAGCAAAGUUUAUUACUGUAUUAAUUUAAAAAAAAAAAACAAAAUCAAAAGCUUAAAAACCCAUAAAUUAUAGUCGGUUUUAUUGUGUUACGAACAAGCUACGUGUAAUAUUAUUGAUCGUCGUGAUAAAAAAUACUAAACAAUAAAUAAUAUAUAAAUAUCUAAUUAUGUUAAUGUGAAAAAUAAUGGCAAGUUUCAUAUGAAUAAUCAUAAAUAAGAAUUUUGAGUGUAUGAAAAAAAUUAAAAUCAUUUGAAAAAUGAAUUUUAAUUUGAUUGCAUUAACCUCUUGGGUUGUUUUGUUAUUUUUUUCGCAUGGAAUUGUUGCUAGUUCAAUAUUUCAAACAAUUCAAAAUGACAAAAACAUUUGUCCAACUGCUGCAGAUAUUCUCAAGUCAAAAUAUUUUGAUAAAUGUAAUAAUGUAACUUAUCCAGUUAAUACGACUGUUAAUUGGACCAAGAGCAAUAAAGAUUUGUUUCUUUGUAUGGCAAUUUAUGAUAGAGUCUUUCAAAUUUGCCUAACAGGUACAAAAUUAAAACUUGGCUCACCAAAAGAAUCAAUAUUGUCAAACAAAACAUUAUUUGAUAAUGAAAUGAACAAAACAAUAACAGAAUUGAAAAAUAAUCUUACUGUUAAUAGUGAUCAUGCAUUGUCAAUUUGUAAUUCAUCAAUGGUACAUUCACCUUAUCCAAUUCCUUACAACAAAACAGAAUCAUAUGUCAAAAAGCUAAUAGAAGAUCCUGGAAAUUGUGUAUCAUCAUGUUAUGAUUCAAGUACAAAAACAUUAAAUUCUUUUUGUCUUGCUAUUAAUAUCAUUGAUAAAAAAAUCAUUGAAAUAAAUAAACAGCUUGAAAUUAAUAAAGAACAACCUGUUAAUAUACCUGAUACACAAAUUACCAAUGAUGAUAAUAUUAAUCAACAAAACCACAAUAAUCAGAUGCCAUUGCCUAAUUCACUUGAAGAUUCUCCAACUGGUGAUGAUUAUAAAUUUCAAGAAGGCAAAAAAGAUACAAAAAAUAAUGAAAAAAAAUCAUCCGUUGUUAUGAUUGAAAAUGAUGCAAAUGGUAAAACUGAAAAAUCACAAAAUGAUUUAGUUUCUCAAAAAGUUGAACCAUCAAUGAAAAGUAAUGAAGCAACAAAAGUUGAUGAAACUAAUACACUUUCUGAAUUUACACAAGAGAUUGGCAAUAAUGAAUCAAAUCCUGAUGUCAUUCAACCUGAUAAUAAUGCUGAUGAUGUACUUGAACACUCUGAUCGUGAUAAUGAGCUUGUAGUUGGAGUUGAAGAAACACAAACUAAACCAAAGUCUUCUAGUGAAAAAGAGUCUUCACUAAUACAAACAGAAGAACCAGUUGUAUAUAAAGUUAACCUUUUUGAAUAUUUAGCUGUAAUUGGAAUAGCAUGUAUUGUUGGAUGUCUUGUAUAUCAUCACAAGCAAAAAAUCAUGGCUAUUAUUUUGGAAGGCAGAAGAUCAAGAGGUGGUCGAGGCCGAAGGAGACACAGUGCUAAUUAUCGUAAAUUAGAUUGCAAUUUGGAAGAAGCUGUUAAUUCACAGUGUGAUUCUAAUACAACAAAUGUGAUCUACUAA
Messenger RNA from Aphidius gifuensis, 1694 nucleotides. RefSeq lists its product as uncharacterized. The transcript is spliced from 4 exons. The coding region runs from base 366 to 1694 and encodes 442 amino acids. The record is from RefSeq and is a predicted model, not a curated record. NCBI's taxonomy places the organism in Eukaryota, Metazoa, Arthropoda, Insecta, Hymenoptera, Braconidae.